CCAAGCCCUGAACUUUGUGGUUGGCCGAGGGCAAGCCCUUCCGGUGACCCACUUCCGUUACUUGCCGCUGGGGACUGAGUUUGGCGGGGUCGGUGAAGGAUCCCAAGAUGGCUGGGCGCAAACUUGCUCUAAAAGCCAUUGACUGGGUAGCUUUUGGGGAGAUCAUACCCCCAAACCAAAAGGCUGUUGCUAACUCUCUGAAGUCUUGGAAUGAGACCCUCAGCUCCAGGUUGGCUGCUCUGUCUGAGAAACCACCAGUGAUCGACUGGGCUUACUACAAGGCCAACGUGGCCAAGGCAGGCUUGGUGGAUGACUUUGAAAAGAAGUUUAACGCCCUGAAAGUUCCUGUGCCAGAGGAUAAAUAUACUGCGCUGGUGGAUGCUGAAGAAAAGGAAGAUGUGAAAAGUUGUGCUGAGUUUGUGGCUCUCUCACAGUCCCGGAUUGUGGAAUAUGAGAAGCAGCUAGAGAAAAUAAAGAACAUGAUUCCAUUUGAGCAGAUGACCAUCGAGGACUUGAAUGAAGUCUUCCCAGAAACCAAAUUAGACAAGAAGAAGUAUCCCUAUUGGCCUCAUCAGCCAAUUGAGAAUUUAUAAAACUGAGUUUUGGAGAAAGCUCUUGCCCUUACAUUACAGACUCUGGAUGUUAAAAAUUAAAAAAAUCUAUAAUUCUGGGUA
Messenger RNA from Fukomys damarensis (Damara mole-rat), 674 nucleotides. It is a transcript of the gene Atp5pd, whose product is annotated as ATP synthase peripheral stalk subunit d. The record is from RefSeq and is a predicted model, not a curated record. Gene Ontology annotation, biological process: proton motive force-driven ATP synthesis. NCBI's taxonomy places the organism in Eukaryota, Metazoa, Chordata, Mammalia, Rodentia, Bathyergidae. Bases 108 to 593 code for a protein of 161 amino acids. Gene Ontology annotation, molecular function: proton transmembrane transporter activity. The transcript has 6 exons.